Messenger RNA from Cooperia oncophora, 591 nucleotides. The record is from the annotation of a GenBank genome assembly. Lineage: Eukaryota; Metazoa; Nematoda; Chromadorea; Rhabditida; Trichostrongylidae.
AUGGGCAUCACAGAUGUAAUUGUUUUGCUGUUGUGUAUAUUUUCGCUUAUCCUGUGCUUCAGGGCCUUAGUGAAAGCUCAUUUGUUGAAAAACAAAGCAAUGGAUUAUUUUGAGAAUAUGUUCAAAAUAAAAAUGUCAAUUUCUGAUCAGCUGGACUUCCUCAAUCUUUGGUAUGUGAUGAUUGUCAUCAACGACGUUCUUAUCAUUGUUGGAACGUUGAGUAAAAUUUCCAUAGAGUUCCGUGAUUUUGACAACUCAAUUUUCACACUUACGGGAAUUUUACUGGGCAUGGGCGCACUUCUGGUCUACGUUGGUGUGCUUCGUUACUUUGGGUUCUUUAACCAAUAUAACAUCCUCAUCCUCACUUUGAAGAAAUCCAUUCCGAGCAUGGCACGGUUCAUGUCCUGUGCUGUUGUUUUAUACGUCGGAUUCUUGAUUGCUGGUUGGGUCAUUAUUGGACCCUAUAGCAUGAAGUUCCGAACCGUAGGAGAGUCAUCUGAAGCUUUGUUUUCUCUGAUGAAUGGAGACGACAUGUUUGCGACUUUUUACACUAUCAACGACUCAAACACCGUUAUUAAGGUAUGUCUGUAG